This is a messenger RNA of Acinonyx jubatus (cheetah), 10283 nucleotides long. It is a transcript of the gene RICTOR, whose product is annotated as RPTOR independent companion of MTOR complex 2. NCBI's taxonomy places the organism in Eukaryota, Metazoa, Chordata, Mammalia, Carnivora, Felidae. Gene Ontology annotation, molecular function: protein serine/threonine kinase activator activity. The record is from RefSeq and is a predicted model, not a curated record. Gene Ontology annotation, cellular component: TORC2 complex. The transcript is spliced from 38 exons. The coding region runs from base 3457 to 8496 and encodes 1679 amino acids. Gene Ontology annotation, biological process: positive regulation of phosphatidylinositol 3-kinase/protein kinase B signal transduction; TORC2 signaling.
UUCUCAUUUAAUUUCCGGGGGGAACUUUAACUUGAUAUUUUUCCUUCCCGUUCCCCUUCCCUGUCCUCCUCUUCCUCCUCCUCCUUCUAAUUUUAGAGAGAGAGAUGCAGUGAGCUGGGGAGAGGGGCAGAGGGGGAAAGAGACAGAGAAUAUGUUAAGCAGAGAGAGAGAGAGAGAGAAUAUUUUAAGCAAGCUCCACGCUCAGCCUGACAGGGGGCUUGAUCCCAAAUCCCUGGGAUCACAACCUGAGUGAAAAUCAAGAGUUGGACAGACGUUCAACCACCUGGGCCACCCAGGUGCCCCUAACCUGAUCUUUCUAUGAGAACGUUCUAGCACAUGACAUUACAUGGUAUUUUAUCUGAAAUGCCCCAAAACUAUUUUGAAUUGGUUUGGGAAGUAGCAUAGUAUCUGGGAGGAAGCAGCUUCUGUUUUUCAGCAAAUAUGUUAUGAAGAAACUUUGAAAGUUGUCUGCAGUUGGGGUUCCUGGGAAUUAAUUAUGUAAAAGAAAGCAGUGAGGAAGGAGAAAGGCUAGUUCAUUUUGAUCUGUAAUAUCUAUAUUAUUGGUGUGUUAGGUUCAUUUUAUAUCAUUAUUUAUAUCAUUAUUCAUUUGGUAAACAUUUGAUCCAGUGUUGACUUCUCACCACCUGUCAAUUUUUACAUUGCGUGCAUGGAGAUUUUUUUUUGUUGCUGUUGUCAGUUUUAAUUAAAAAGGGAUCGCUCUUCCUCACGGAUGUAUUUUCACUACCUAAAAUAGUACUUGACUGUAAUAGAUGUUUAAAUAAUAUUUGUUGAAUGAAUGAACUCAGAUAAGAGAUUCUAUUUUUGUAGCAAGAUUGUGGUUUUUGAAAAAUGUCUCCGGUUUGUACCUAGAAAAUAGGUAAUAAUUAGAAAUCCACAAGCUUUUGUGAAGAACAUAUCUUUUCCAGAUUGAUGGUCUUAACUGUGGGUCCUGUCAGCUCAUUAUAUAGUAGUAACUAUAUAGUCACUUCAGUGAAGCUUUGUUUGGUGCCUGAAAACCUAAUUAUAAAUUGAUGUGAACUGGUUAGAUUAUAUGUUUCCAUUAGGUGAAUUUCACACUGGCUUUAAUGAUCUUAACUCUGAUUUUGCAAACUGCUGUAGGUUCUAAAUUACCUUGAGGGUUGUUAUUAUAUUUGUAUAAAGUUCUCAAAUGUAGUUAAAUCAUUUUAAUACAAUUGGCUUACAAUUUUUUCCUAAACUCUCCAGGUACCACUUAUAAUAAUGAAAAGAUACUACUAAAUACUAACCAUUGACUUAUUCACAGUCGCUUGCAAUUCUUUUUAGUAGAUCUGAUUCUACCCAGUGGGGAGCUGUUUUCAUUCCACUUUUAAGAUAACCUCAAAGAAUCACUAAUUAUAAAGAUGUAUACUAAACUAGUUAAAAUUAGAUUGAAUUAUAUUGGAAUUAAAAAAAAAAGUAUCCAAAAUUUGUAGGAGAUGCUCUAAAAUCAAAUGAAUGAUCUCCGUAUGUAACAAUUUUAAAGUGCUUGGAAAUAGCUGGGAUUUGUAGUGUGCUUAGUGGUUUGGCACUAACCAAUUUGUGGUUGUCAUGGCUAACACCCAGUAUAACAGAAUGGAGGAAAGUAGGCAGAUGCAAGCUAAAUGUAAAAUAAGACAAUGCAGUUUCAUUUGCUGAGGAAAACAGUAAUUCAAAACAAAUAGUUCUUUGGUGUUGUGUUAACAGAUAAAAAUCUCAAAGGCAGUCAUAAUGGCUCUUAAAAAUCAGCGACGUGAUGCUCUUUUUUUUCUUCUGUAGAUUGUGCUUUUGUUUAAACAAAUGGGAUGAUGAAUAUAUUCAUAGAAAAAUAGCUUGUAGCAAGCAACCUGAGGAAAUUGACACUCUAUUCCAAUUGGUUGGUGGACUACCAACCAUGGGGCCAUAUUUGGCCGUUGCCUGUUUUUGUAAAGCAAGUGAGCUAAAAAUGUUUUUUACAUAUUUAAAGCAUUUUCCCCCCCAGUAUUUUGAAGAUGUUACUAUACUGUCUUCUCAUUUGCCUUGUUUCCCAUGAGAAGUCUUUUUUGCUCCUCUCCAUGUAACUUGUCUUUUUUAAUCUGGUUCCUUUUAAGAUUUUCUCUGCCAGUGGUUUUGAGCAAUGAUUAUGAUGUGCUGUGGUCUAGUUUUCUUCCUGUUUUGUGCUUGAGAUUGGUUGAACUUCUUGAGUUUAUUGGCUUAUUUUCAUCAAAUUUGGAAAGUUUUCACCCAUUAUUUCUUCAAAUAACUUUUCUAUCCCCCAUUUCUUUCCUUGAGGACUCCAGUUAUAUAUUUUGUAAUUGUGUUACUUGAAGUCCUUCAGUUCACUGAUGUUCUUUGAUUUAUUUCUUUUUUCUCUGUAUUACAUUUUGGAUAAUUUCAAGUUGGCAGUUCUUGCCAUCUAUUAGUUAUUAUGUAUUUAUUCUCAUCAAACAUAUUUUCAUUUAGACUUACUUUUCAUCUUCAGAAAUUCAAUUUGAGUGAUUUUUACACCUUUCAUGCUUCUCAAGUUUUUGCACAUAUAGACUAUAGUUAUAAAAAUUGUUUUAAUGUUCUUUUCUGCUAAUUCUAACAUCUCUGUCAGUUCUGGGUCAUUUUGUGUUGAUUAAUUUUUCUGCCUAUGAUAGGUCAUAUUUUCCUUCUUCUUUGAGUGAUCAAUUUUGACUGACUGUUAAACCUUGUAAAUUUUUCCUUGUUAGGUGCUUCAUAUUUUUUCUAAUUCUUAUAAAUCUUGAGUUCUGGUUUGAGACAGUUUAAUUAUUUGGAAAUAGUUUAAUUCUUUCAAGUCUAGCUUUGAAGAUUUGUUAUGUGGGAUAAAAGAAGUGUUUAUUAUCUGAUUGUUCCCUACUACAUAGCCAAGACUUUUCUAACCACUGCACGUGAACCAUACAGAUUCUUAGUCUGGCUGUUAGGAACAGGCACUGCUCCCUGUCGUGUGUGCAUGCAAGGUCCCUUCCCUUUAAUUCUUUUGAGUAGUAAUUUCUUCACACACAUGCACCAGUCACUGCUUAUACCUACUACCUCAGGGGUUCCUUUGCCGAUCUUCAGAGUUUCUCUCUGUGUCAGGCCCUGUUUUCUAAUUCUUUUUGGUUUCCUUGGAUUCUGAGCUCUGUCUUUAAAGCUUAGAAUACUUGCCUGGAUGUCUCCUCUCAGCAGCAAGGCCUGGAAACUUUUUUUAAAUGUUUAUUUUGAGAGAGAGAAAGAGCGAGCAAGCGAGCACGAGCAGUGGAGGGGCAGAGAGAGAGGGAGAGAGGGAAUCCCAAACAGGCUCCACACCAUCAGCGCAGAGCCCAGCAUGGGGCUCAACUUCAUGAACAGCAAGAUCUUGACCAGAGCUGAAAUCAAGACCGGAUGCUUAACCCACUGAGCCACCCAUGCACCCCGGCCUGGAAACUUUCUUAAGACAAACCUUCUGACAACUUAAGGGAGAUUCUCCAAAAUGUGGCCAAAUUGCAAGGAGUAUCAAAUAUGAGAAAACUAGGCCAUCUGAAUAACUUUACUAAGCUUCUUUGUGAUAUUGGCCAUAGUGAAGAAAAAUUGGGUUUUAACUAUGAGGAUAUCAUAAUUUGUUUGCGGUUAGCUUUAUUGAAUGAAGCAAAAGAAGUGCGGGCAGCAGGGCUGCGAGCUCUUCGAUAUCUCAUCCAAGACUCCAGUAUUCUGCAGAAGGUGCUAAAAUUGAAAGUGGACUAUUUAAUAGCAAGGUGCAUUGACAUACAGCAGAGCAACGAGGUAGAGAGGACACAAGCACUUCGAUUAGUCAGAAAGAUGAUUACUGUGAAUGCUUCCUUGUUUCCUAGCUCUGUGGCCAACUCAUUAAUAGCAGUUGGAAAUGACGGACUUCAAGAAAGAGACAGGAUGGUCCGAGCAUGCAUUGCCAUUAUCUGUGAACUAGCACUUCAGAAUCCAGAGGUGGUGGCCCUUCGAGGUGGACUAAACACCAUCUUGAAAAAUGUGAUUGAUUGCCAAUUAAGUCGAAUAAAUGAGGCCCUCAUUACUACAAUUUUGCACCUCCUUAAUCAUCCAAAGACCCGACAAUAUGUGCGAGCUGAUGUAGAAUUAGAGCGAAUUUUAGCACCCUAUACCGAUUUUCACUACAGACAUAGUCCAGAUACAGCUGAAGGACAACUCAAAGAAGACAGAGAAGCGAGGUUUCUAGCCAGUAAAAUGGGAAUCAUAGCAACAUUCCGGUCAUGGGCAGGUAUUAUUAAUUUAUGCAAACCUGGAAACUCUGGGAUCCAGUCUCUAAUUGGAGUACUUUGUAUACCAAAUAUGGAAAUAAGGCGAGGUCUGCUUGAAGUACUCUAUGAUAUAUUUCGUCUUCCUCUACCUGUUGUGACUGAAGAAUUCAUAGAAGCACUGCUUAGUGUAGAUCCAGGCAGAUUCCAAGACAGUUGGAGGCUUUCAGAUGGCUUUGUAGCAGCCGAGGCAAAAACUAUUCUUCCUCAUCGUGCCAGAUCCAGGCCAGACCUCAUGGAUAAUUACUUGGCGCUGAUACUCUCUGCAUUUAUUCGUAAUGGACUUCUAGAGGGCUUGGUUGAAGUGAUAACAAACAGUGAUGACCAUAUCUCAGUUAGAGCUACCAUCCUCUUAGGAGAGCUUCUCCAUAUGGCAAAUACAAUUCUUCCUCAUUCACAUAGCCAUCAUUUGCACUGCCUGCCAACCCUAAUGAAUAUGGCCGCAUCUUUUGAUAUCCCCAAGGAAAAGAGACUGCGAGCCAGUGCAGCCUUGAACUGUUUAAAACGCUUUCAUGAAAUGAAGAAACGAGGACCUAAGCCUUACAGCCUCCAUUUAGAUCACAUUAUUCAGAAAGCAAUUGCAACACACCAGAAACGGGAUCAGUAUCUCCGAGUCCAGAAAGAUAUAUUUGUUCUUAAGGAUACAGAGGAAGCUCUUUUAAUGAACCUUAGAGAUAGCCAAGUCCUUCAACAUAAAGAGAAUCUUGAAUGGAAUUGGAAUCUUAUAGGGACCAUUCUUAAGUGGCCAAAUGUAAAUCUAAGAAACUAUAAAGAUGAACAGUUGCACAGGUUUGUGCGAAGACUACUUUACUUCUACAAGCCCAGCAGUAAAUUAUAUGCCAACCUGGAUCUGGAUUUUGCCAAGUCUAAGCAGCUCACAGUUGUGGGUUGUCAAUUUACAGAAUUUCUUCUUGAGUCCGAAGAGGAUGGGCAAGGAUACUUAGAAGAUCUAGUAAAGGAUAUUGUUCAGUGGCUCAAUGCCUCGUCUGGAAUGAAACCUGAACGAAGUCUUCAGAAUAAUGGUUUAUUGACUACCCUUAGUCAACACUACUUUUUAUUUAUUGGAACACUUUCUUGCCACCCUCAUGGAGUCAAAAUGCUGGAAAAAUGCAGCGUAUUUCAGUGUCUCCUUAACCUCUGUUCCUUGAAAAAUCAAGAUCACUUGCUGAAACUGACUGUUUCUAGCUUGGAUUAUAGCAGAGAUGGAUUGGCAAGAGUCAUCCUUUCCAAAAUCCUUACUGCAGCUACUGAUGCCUGUAGGCUGUAUGCAACAAAACAUUUAAGAGUAUUAUUGAGAGCUAAUGUUGAAUUCUUCAAUAACUGGGGAAUUGAAUUACUAGUGACCCAGCUACACGAUAAAAACAAAACAAUUUCUUCUGAAGCUCUUGAUAUUCUGGAUGAAGCAUGUGAAGACAAGGCCAAUCUUCAUGCUCUUAUUCAGAUGAAGCCAGCUUUAUCUCACCUUGGGGACAAGGGUUUGCUUCUCCUCCUGAGAUUUCUUUCCAUUCCAAAAGGAUUUUCCUAUCUGAAUGAAAGGGGUUAUGUAGCAAAACAGUUGGAAAAAUGGCACAAGGAAUACAAUUCAAAAUAUGUUGACUUGAUUGAAGAACAACUUAAUGAAGCACUUACUACUUACCGAAAGCCAGUUGAUGGUGAUAACUAUGUUCGUCGAAGUAACCAGAGAUUACAGCGUCCUCAUGUCUACCUGCCUGUACACCUGUAUGGACAACUGGUACACCACAAAACAGGCUGUCAUUUGUUGGAAGUACAGAAUAUUAUUACUGAACUCUGUCAUAAUGUUCGUACACCAGAUUUGGAUAAGUGGGAAGAAAUUAAAAAACUGAAAGCAUCUCUUUGGGCCUUGGGAAAUAUUGGCUCAUCAAAUUGGGGUCUCAAUUUGCUGCAGGAAGAAAAUGUGAUUCCAGAUAUACUAAAACUUGCAAAGCAGUGUGAGGUUCUUUCAGUCAGAGGGACCUGUGUAUAUGUGCUUGGCCUCAUAGCCAAAACCAAACAAGGCUGUGAUAUUCUGAAAUGUCACAACUGGGAUUCUGUAAGGCACAGUCGCAAACAUCUGUGGCCAGUGGUUCCAGAUGAUGUAGAACAACUCUGUAAUGAACUCUCAUCUAUCCCGAGCACUCUGAGUUUGAACUCUGAGUCAACCAGCUCUAGACAUAAUAGUGAAAGCGAAUCUGCACCAUCCAGUAUGUUCAUAAUGGAGGACGACCGGUUUGGCAGCAGCUCUACUAGUACAUUUUUUCUUGACAUCAGUGAAGACACAGAGCCAGCAUUUUAUGAUCGGCCUGGACCUAUAAAGGAUAAAAAUUCCUUCCCUUUCUUUGCUUCUAGUAAACUUGUGAAGAAUCGUAUCUUAAAUUCGCUUACUUUGCCUAAUAAAAAACAUCGUAGUAGCAGUGAUCCAAAAGGAGGGAAACUGUCAUCUGAAAAUAAGACAAACAACAGGCGGAUCAGAACACUUACGGAGCCCAGUGUCGACUUUAACCAUAGUGAUGAUUUCACACCCAUGUCCACAGUACAGAAAACAUUACAAUUAGAAACUUCAUUCGUUGGGAAUAAGCACAUUGAAGACGCUGGUAGUACUCCAAGCAUUGGAGAGAAUGACUUAAAAUUCACCAAGAGUCUUGGUACAGAGAAUCACAGAGAAAACACAAGCCGAGAGAGAUUAGUUGUAGAAAGUUCAACAAGCUCACAUAUGAAGAUACGUAGCCAAAGUUUUAAUACAGACACUACAACAAGUGGAAUAAGUUCAAUGAGCUCCAGUCCUUCACGAGAGACCGUAGGUGUGGAUGCUACGACUGUGGACACAGACUGUGGCAGUAUGAGUACUGUGGUAAGUACUAAAACUGUUAAGACAAGCCACUAUCUGACGCCACAGUCUAACCAUCUAUCUCUCUCCAAAUCAAACUCAGUGUCCCUGGUGCCUCCAGGUUCUUCUCAUACGCUUCCUAGAAGAGCACAGUCCCUUAAAGCACCCUCUAUUGCUACAAUUAAAAGUCUAGCAGAUUGUAACUUUAGUUACACAAGUUCUAGAGACGCCUUUGGCUACGCUACACUGAAAAGAUUACAGCAGCAAAGAAUGCAUCCAUCUUUAUCUCACUCUGAAGCUUUGGCAUCUCCAGCAAAAGAUGUGCUGUUUACUGAUACCAUCACCAUGAAGGCCAACAGCUUUGAAUCCAGGUUAACACCAAGCAGGAUCGAUUUUAAAAAGAAGCAUGUCGGGGGAAUCAGGAGCUUAAGACCUACAAUAACAAACAACCUUUUCAGGUUCAUGAAAGCUUUAAGUUAUGCGUCAUUAGAUAAAGAAGACUUACUGAGUCCUAUUAAUCAAAAUACCCUGCAGCGAUCCUCAUCAGUGAGAUCCAUGGUGUCCAGUGCAACAUAUGGUAGUUCAGAUGACUAUAUUGGUCUUGCUCUUCCAGUAGACAUCAAUGACAUAUUCCAGGUAAAGGAUAUUCCCUAUUUUCAGACAAAAAACAUACCUCCACAUGAUGAUCGAGGUGCCAGGGUGUUUGCCCAUGAUGCAGGAGGUCUUCCAUCUGGAACUGGAGGUCUUGUAAAAAACUCUUUUCACUUGCUACGACAACAGAUGAGUCUUACAGAAAUAAUGAAUUCGAUCCAUUCAGAUGCUUCUCUGUUUUUAGAAAGUACAGAAGACACUGGAUUACAGGAACAUACAGAUGAUAACUGCCUUUAUUGUGUCUGUAUCGAAAUUCUGGGUUUCCAGCCCAGUAACCAACUAAGCGCAAUAUGUAGUCAUUCAGACCUUCAAGACAUUCCAUAUUCUGAUUGGUGUGAGCAGACUAUCCAUAAUCCCUUAGAAGUGGUUCCUUCUAAGUUUUCAGGGAUUUCUGGAUGCAGUGAUGGAGUGUCUCAAGAAGGCUCAGCCAGCAGCACCAAAAGCACAGAAUUGUUGUUAGGUGUUAAAACAAUUCCAGAUGAUACACCAAUGUGCCGCAUACUCCUUCGCAAAGAAGUUCUGAGAUUAGUCAUUAAUUUGAGUAGUUCAGUUUCAACUAAAUGUCAUGAAACUGGGCUUUUAACAAUUAAGGAGAAGUAUCCUCAAACAUUUGAUGACAUCUGCCUUUAUUCUGAGGUUUCUCAUUUGCUCUCACACUGCACAUUUAGACUUCCGUGUCGGAGGUUCAUACAAGAAUUAUUUCAAGAUGUACAGUUCUUACAAAUGCAUGAAGAAGCAGAGGCUGUGCUGGCAGCACCACCAAAGCCACCUGCAGUGGACACAGCUGCUGAGUCCUGACCUCGGUGCUCAUCGCGUGCAUAGAUGGACGCCAUAUAUACUCAGACUUGCCGAGUUCCUAACAAAAAGCCUCAGAAAAUGCUGACCGGCCGGCAAAGACAGGAGUAGCUUCUGUUCCAGCGAUCACUGGUACACGCACAGUUGGAACUGCGGACUUCCCCAACCGGAACAACUUCCUCUUGUCCCUGUUGAGCCCUCUGGGGGUUCGCUGUUCAUUACCACACUUUUAAGAAUUUUAGUUACCAUUAUAUGCAAGAGCCAAGCACUGAAUACCUAUGUAGGUUUUCUACUUUUUCCUUUUAAGAGCGUAACCACAGUGGAACAAUAAUAGGAUAUGCAGAAGCACCCUUCACACAGUUAUUUCUGAAUUCUUUUUUUAGGGUAAAUCUAAAGAUGCCUUGUUUGUUAACUAAUUCGUGGAAACCAGGAAUCGGUGUCUCUGAGGCUGCACCCCGUUACCACAGUGGGGUGUGCGAGAACUGCUGGUAUUAAAGCGGGAACUUUGGCCCUUCCGCAUCUUUCCUAAUGUUUGUAACACUACUUCAGAGGUUUGUAACCUCAAAGCAAAAGAAGAGCCUCAACAACCCAGAACUUGUAUAAGUUAUUUUGAUGUUACUAGACUUGCAUCACUCUUUGUUUGUUUUCUGUCUCUUCACUUUUGUUGCAGUGUGUUGUUAUAGGCUAUCCGAACCAAUUAAGGUUUUUCACUACAGUUCUUGAUUCAUAUCGAAACAUCAUUUUAUAAUUCAGUAUUUCCCAUUUGUAGAAUUGCACAUGUUUUCAGUGGACUUGUCAUUUGCAUCAACUUCCCAUAUCACCAUUUGAAACAGGAACCAGAGCGAGCACUAUUAAAUGAGACGUAAAGCAAAAGAAAGCAGUAACUUGACACUUGGGAUUUCCUGAGGAAGAGAUGUUUGCCUCCGAUUUACACAUUCCGUGGGAAAAGAAGAGCCAUAUUUCCUUAAAAAAAAAUCAUUAAUGCAACUUUAAUUAUGAUUAAAAAUUGUAGUGAAAAGCCUUAAGUACCAAAUUUUAAAGCAGCAGUAAUUUAAUUUUUUUAUAUCAGUGUUCUUGUUUUGCACAAACUAAAUGCGGUGAUAGGUGAGUUUAUCAACACAAUUGCCUUUAUCACAUUUGUGAAGCUGUUAAGUUGAUGAGGGCAAGGUUUUGUUUAUUUGUGUGUUUAAUUUGUAUAUGUUUAAAGAUGUUUGGAAAUCUUUACAGGAAUUAAACAUAUAUGCAAAUUUGUAUAUAAAAAUAGCAUGGCCAUCACCAUUAGAAUGCUUGUAAAUGAAAGGAUUAUCUUUUUUGAGGUCUAUAUAUAAUAGAAAAAAAAAAUCCAGCUGGACUGAUUAGGACCCUUUUUUAAUUCAUUUGUUUAUACCAUUUUUACAGUUACACAUCAGCUUUGCCACACAGUACCUUGAUGAAUAUUUUCCCAUAUUACAGAUUGUUUUUAUAACGGGCUUGUUCUUUGAGAUCUCUGUAAAGAACCCUGUGAACUAGGAAACGUAACUCACAGAGAUACUGUGUUUUUUGUUUCGUUUUGUUUUGUUUCUGUUUUUUUAAUUUACUGGCACUGAAAGUUCCAUCCGGGAUGAAGCACUUCAUCUCACUUCAUAACGCCUCUUGACCGCGCUUCGUCCGGUGCGUUCUCACGUGCACCGUGCAGCAGCGUCACCGUCACAGCAGAGAAGGGCUGCGGGCUGCUGCUCGUGUUCAGAAGUGGUUCUUCGGAUUUGCUCUCAUAAAACCAAGUGACAAUAAAAUAUUGUUUUUCACUUUAA